This is a messenger RNA of Paramacrobiotus metropolitanus, 3657 nucleotides long. RefSeq lists its product as uncharacterized. Gene Ontology annotation, cellular component: nucleus. Gene Ontology annotation, biological process: protein phosphorylation. Lineage: Eukaryota; Metazoa; Tardigrada; Eutardigrada; Parachela; Macrobiotidae. Gene Ontology annotation, molecular function: protein kinase activity; ATP binding. The record is from RefSeq and is a predicted model, not a curated record.
UUCCAACUGGAUCAUUUUAACGCGCGGCUGGUGUCUAAACCGUUAAUUUUCUCCUUCCACUGGAAAACAAUAUUCCUCCGCGUCUCCGGUUUCCCCUGUAAUCUUUUCCCUUCCACCGGCAUUUUCGUCACGCUGAUUUCUUAUAACCGUGUUGACGUUGGCUAUCUAACGCUACAUACUUUAUAUAUAUAUAUAUAGGAUUGUGUACAUAUAUGCAACCGCCACGGUGAUUCGGCGAUGAGCAGUUCCGAUCAUCAUCUGCACAGUAAGAAGGUGGUACAGCGAUCAUGCACAUCCUACACGUUCCGCCAUCCCGAAUACACCACCACCAGCAGUCGGAUGAAUCAUUACUCACCAGGCUCGGGAUCCCGCGACGCAUAUCCUUACACGAUGGCCGCCUCUGCCCUUUCCGCAUCCUCCCUGCCGCACCACAGCCACACCACUAACAGCAGUAGCAGCAGUAGCAGCAGUAACAUCUACGAUCUCGUGCGCUCAUCCUUCAACGCCUUCCGUCCCACAUCCGCCACCACCUCCACCUCCAACAGUUACCACGCCCCCACGUUGAACGACGACUUUAGUCACCUCUACAGCGGCUCCGGUGUUUCGACCGCUAGCUCCAGUCGUCCGUCGCCCUCCAGCCGGAAGUUCGCCGGAAGUAGUAAACUCGACCGCAACCGGCGUCGGACGCUGCAGGACUUCCAGUCGUUGAGGCUGUCGGAGGAGCCCGACGAGAUCUUCCCGGUGCAGCCGGCUUAUCUGCAGCUGCACCGACCGUCUUUCAUCAGUUUUGCUCAAAAUAGCCGGGAGCGGGAGCUGGAGAAGGAGAGGCAGGACCGCGAACGGGAGCGCGAAAAGGAGCGGCAACGGGAUCGCGAUCGGCUGGAACGGGAGCGUAUCAUGGGCUGCAAUUUUAGUAAUCCGCGCCGGCGUCCCAGCGGCGAAUUCACCACGUUCAAAGCCAUGUCCAGCGACAACCUCCCGGAGGUGGCGCACUCCACCUACCGACCCCUACUCUCCUCCGUGACGUCCUUCUCCUCGACGGACUCUUUCGACGGGAAGUACAGCAGCACCAGCAGUCUGAACCUUCUAGGUUCCAUGGACCGGGAUGAUGUCUUCGGGGAGCGGCGUCCCUCCCGCCCCCAGACCAUCCAGCCGCCGGCCGCCCCCGUCAAAAAAUGCAGUCCGUACGAGCGCGCCCGCUUGUCCUCGCAGGCCGGGCUCAGUCCGGCCACGAUGCCGACAGCCGAACAGAUGGCGUAUGUACCGCCGCCGAAACGGGAAGAUGGGUCAAUGAGCGCGAUGGAUUAUCGGCUGCACACGUCUCCACCAUCUUCCUUGAUCACGUGCCCAGAUCCGCUGCCCGCACCUCCCGCCCAACCGGCGGCACGUCGUCCCCGGGAGUUGGCGCGUUUCCGCUCGCUAAUUGAGAUUGACUCGUUGGCUGGUCAGUUGGCACUGCAUCCCGGCAACGCCUAUAAUCACACGGUACAGCCGCAGUUGUCGCCGCUGUCGCCCAACGGCGGCGAGACCAGCGCCGAGUCGGACACGGAGUGCACGGUGCGGCCGCAUCUCGUCAAACGGUCCGAGCGGCCGGAACGCUCCAUUCUGGACCGCAGCACCGUGCAGAUGCACCAGCCUAGUGUUGUGACGCGGGGCGGCAGUCUGCUGAUGCAGACCGAUGGAUUGGCGUAUAACGCGCACAGUCCGUCGUUAACAUCGUUCAUGCCGGUGAACGGUAAACCGGCAUCCUUCGACUCCACGGCCAGCGAUGCCGUCAACGGGAGCGCCAAUCAGUGCAGCCAGCUGUCAACAAGUGCCCCGACCGGCAGCAAGCCGGCUGCGGCAUCUGCCGCGGCACACAACGGCUCAACGAUCAAUCGGAAGAGUAACAAACUGGCCUACAGUCACUCCUUCGACGUGGCCUUUCCGCUGCCGGAUGCCGAGCCGGAGCCGGAUGCGGCGGCAACCGGCCAUGCUAACCCACUUGCCGCUGACCGCCAACAUCUCCCCAACAAUUCCCCACCGGAAACCACCCAAUUGCCCGCUGAGGUGCUGGCUGGAGCGAGUGGUCAGCCGUCAGCUGCAGCGUCAAGUCAGCAGCUGUCGACGGAGCUCAGCAACCAGAUGAAGAAUGCAGCACAGCCGGAAGAUGGCACGUCAGCCGCGCCGGCGCUGAAGAACGGAAAUGCGCUGGCAGCAGCCGAUGCGCUUCCGCUGGCUACUACGGCAGCAGCGCCCAGUAAGCCGGUAGCGGCGGCUGCCGACAGCGAGGGACAUCUCAUCUACCGAGAGGGCGACAUCGUCGGCAAUAAAUAUGAAGUCUUGGGAACGCUGGGUGAAGGAACAUUCGGCAAAGUCGUGUGCGCCAAGGCUACUAUAUCGUGUCCUAAUGGAGAUACGAAAAGCAAAGUCGUCGCGCUGAAAAUUAUCCGCAAUGUGGACAAAUACCGGGAGGCGGCUAAGCUGGAAAUUAACGUACUGCGCACCGUCCACCGCAAGGAUCCCAAAGCACAAUAUCAGUGUGUGGCGAUGUUGGACCAUUUCGAUCAUUUCGGGCACAUUUGCAUCGCUUUCGAGAUGCUGGGCAAAAGUGUAUUUGAUUUCCUGAAAGAGAAUAACUACUAUCCCUUCACCAUGGAUCAAGUACGGCAUAUCACCUACCAACUCUGCUAUUCCGUCAGCUUUCUGCAUCAGAAUCAGCUGACGCAUACCGACCUGAAACCGGAGAACAUGCUCUUCGUCAAUGAUGAGUACGAGCUGACCAAAGUCAGUAAGAAUAAGAAAAGCAAGACCAUCAGCACCGAUAACUUCUACGAUGUGCGAAGAGUGAGGGACGACACCAUCCGGCUAAUUGACUUCGGUUCGGCUACGUUCGACGAUGAGCACCAUAGUACGGUUAUCUCCACCCGGCACUACCGCGCACCGGAGGUCAUACUCGAACUGGGAUGGGCACAGCCGUGUGAUAUUUGGAGCAUCGGCUGUACUUUUGAGCUCUUCACCGGGGUCACUUUAUUCCAGACACAUGAUAACCUGGAGCAUCUGGCCAUGAUGGAACGGAUCCUGGGACCGCUGCCAUAUCGCAUGUGUAAACGCACCAAAACCUCAUUUUUUACUGAUGGCAAACUGGACUGGGAUCCUCGCAGUGCCGAUGCAUCGUACGUUCGGGACAACUGCAAACCUCUAAUGCGGUACAUGAACGUCAACAACGAGGACGAACGCCAGCUCUUCGACCUGCUGAGCCGCAUGCUGGAGUACGAGCCCACAGCGCGCAUCAAGGUCACCGACGCCCUGGCGCAUCCGUUCUUCCUCAAACUGACCGCGGAGCAGCGCAAGCACAUCUUCCCGGAGGGACGCAUCAGUAGUGGACGCAGCGCCGAAUAAGGCGCGCCACUUGUGAUAUUAUACAUAUCGGGAAUGAUACGACUGUGGUUUAUGUGUAUACUCGGUUCUUCGUACUCUUUUUGUGCCUGCCCUGCGUUCUAAGCAGGAUUUACAGUGUUUUAUUGGUUUUUGAUUUAUUGCUCAUUCAUGUUGUGCCUUUAGGAGAAAUUUUGCUUACGUUGCUUGAAAUGGCGUUUCUUAAUUAUGUUGUACCAGUUUUCUUUGAUACUUCUGGCUAUGUACAAAAAUGUGCAAGAACUCCGUAUACUGCGACAA